ACUGUGUUGUGGUACAUUUUAAAGUACACACUUGGUGGAAACCCGCUUUAAGGUUUAUUUAUCGAAGAUAAAGGAUUUCUAGCCGUGGUUUUCUUAAUUCAUAUUAUACACGUUCGUCAAAUGCUUGGAUAUUAGGGUAUUUGUGGUUCGUCAUACGCCGUCUAGUGAUGAGCAGCGAAUACACAAAUCUGUCAUCGUCGCCUUAAUUUGACAGUUUUGGGAAGUUUUGAUCGUGUUUGAAAAAUGACAAAAUGGUUGCUUUUAGUUGUCACGUGCACGUGUCUUCUAUUUGGAGAUGUCGCAUCAGAAGAAAUCCAUCAAGUAUAUGACUUUGAGAUUGACAGUGAAGGCCAUGCAAUGGAGGGGUACUUAUUUCCAGAUCUUCACUCAGGGGACAAAGUGCAAGUGAACUUAGCUGAGGGCGAAUCUCUCACGGAGAAUGCCAGGGAUGUGAAAUACAUCCGCCUGAAAAUUCUCAAGUCAAAAAAUAAUUCGAGUGCUCCCCCUUUCCGUGUGUUCGACUCGGAAUACUUCUCAGUCGACAGAAACAACUAUAUUGUGGUGGACACUAAUCACACUGACGAGCUACAAGAGAAAAGGGAGCUUAGGUUUUAUGUUGUACUUAUUAACGAACAUGGCCAGGCUGUCUCAAAUCCUCUUCCAUUUAUUGUCCGUAUUGAAAAUAAAACUGAAGAAUCAGUGGACUACCCCAUGCAUUCUGCCAUUUUUGCAGGGGUUUUAGUUUUGAUUAUAGUUCUGCUAGCGCUGGGAAUUCCAUUUGUGGUAAGGGCAAAGAGGAGAUACAAGCAAGGAAAACCAGUAAUGAAACUAGGUAGUCAUCCGGGUUCUAGUCCGGAUUUAAAGACCAUGAUGGUUUCCGAAUCGGUGGAGGAUAUUCCCGGAAUGAAGCACCAACAAAGUGAACCAAACUGGUAUGGGGAAAAGAGUAUUUUCUCCUAUGAGGACGAGGUGAAAACAGAGAAAGCUACCUUCACCAAAGAAAUCAAACAGCUAGAGAGGAAAAUUUCACAGGGACUUAGUAGUAAUAGUGCUGCACUAGACGAUGACGACGGAUUGGUGAAAUAUACAAAGACUCCUCAAAAGGGUAUUCUUAAGCAUAACGACUCUAAUCAUAGUGACAAUGAAAAAGUGUCCGUCUCUGCUGAUGUGCAUGGGAAGCCCUAUAGUGAAGAACAAUCAAAACUAUAGUAUUGCAUUUCACCAAAGAUGUUUUUUCUUCAAAUAUAUAGUUUUUAUAGUGAAUUAUUUGUUAUACAUGUACAUCUAUAUAAGCAAAGCUUGAUUAAUUUACUGUAUAUUAUAGUAAUCA
Messenger RNA from Saccostrea cuccullata (small rock oyster), 1330 nucleotides. RefSeq lists its product as uncharacterized. The coding region runs from base 244 to 1209 and encodes 321 amino acids. The transcript has 5 exons. Lineage: Eukaryota; Metazoa; Mollusca; Bivalvia; Ostreida; Ostreidae. The record is from RefSeq and is a predicted model, not a curated record.